Centrocercus urophasianus (Greater sage-grouse) is the source of this 2291-nucleotide messenger RNA. RefSeq names its product ATP binding cassette subfamily G member 1 (gene ABCG1). Gene Ontology annotation, cellular component: plasma membrane. Gene Ontology annotation, molecular function: ATP binding; ABC-type sterol transporter activity; ATP hydrolysis activity. The transcript has 15 exons. NCBI's taxonomy places the organism in Eukaryota, Metazoa, Chordata, Aves, Galliformes, Phasianidae. Gene Ontology annotation, biological process: cholesterol homeostasis; transmembrane transport. Bases 16 to 2016 code for a protein of 666 amino acids. The record is from RefSeq and is a predicted model, not a curated record.
CGGGCAGCGGGGCACAUGGCAUGCCUGAUGGCGGCUUUCUCCCUGGGCACCGCUCUGAACGCCAGCAAUUCCGCUUGUACUAUGGUCGAACCAAAGUCAGUGUGUGUUUCAGUGGAUGAAGUGGUCUCAAAUGGCACAGAUAACCUGGACAUUCGACUGAUGAAUGGACACUUGAAAAAAGUGGACAAUACUCUGACAGAAGCUCACCGUUUCUCCUACCUACCACGCAGACCAGCUGUAAAUAUUGAGUUUAAAGAACUGUCCUACUCUGUCCAAGAAGGGCCGUGGUGGAGGAAGAAAGGCUAUAAGACCCUUUUAAAAGGAAUUUCAGGGAAGUUCAGCAGUGGAGAACUUGUUGCAAUUAUGGGCCCCUCAGGAGCUGGGAAGUCAACACUCAUGAACAUUCUGGCAGGAUACAGAGAGACAGGAAUGAAAGGAGAAAUUCUCAUCAAUGGGCAGCCUCGUGACCUACGCUCCUUUCGCAAAGUCUCCUGCUACAUCAUGCAAGAUGACAUGCUCCUUCCUCAUCUGACUGUCCAAGAAGCUAUGAUGGUAUCUGCUCAUCUGAAACUUCAAGAGAAAGAUGAAGGCAGGAAAGAAAUGGUGAAGGAAAUAUUGACAGCCCUUGGUUUGCUAACCUGUGCCAAUACAAGGACUGGGAGUCUAUCUGGAGGCCAGAGAAAGCGUCUUGCCAUUGCUUUGGAGCUGGUGAACAAUCCUCCUGUUAUGUUUUUUGAUGAACCAACCAGCGGCUUGGAUAGCGCAUCAUGUUUUCAAGUUGUCUCUCUGAUGAAAGCUUUAGCCCAGGGUGGCCGGUCCAUCAUCUGCACAAUUCAUCAGCCCAGUGCUAAACUCUUUGAGUUGUUUGAUCAGCUCUAUGUUUUAAGUCAAGGUCAAUGUAUUUACCGGGGAAAAGUAUUAAACCUUGUCCCUUACUUAAGAGAUUUGGGUUUGAAUUGUCCAACCUAUCACAAUCCUGCAGAUUUUGUUAUGGAAGUAGCAUCUGGUGAAUAUGGAGACCAGAACAGCCGACUGGUAAGGGCAGUACGGGAGAGGAUUUGUGACACAGACUACAAGAGAGAUGUUGGUGGUGAGAAUGAGUUGAAUCCCUUUCUCUGGCACCGGCCCUCUGAAGAGGAUUCCUCCUCCACAGAAGGCUGCCACAGCUUCUCCGCCAGCUGCCUAACCCAAUUUUGUAUCCUCUUCAAAAGAACUUUUCUCACCAUCAUGAGGGAUUCAGUCCUAACACAUUUGCGUAUCACCUCUCACAUUGGAAUCGGUCUGCUUAUUGGCUUGCUCUACUUAGGCAUUGGCAAUGAAGCUAAGAAGGUUCUCAGCAAUUCUGGCUUCCUCUUUUUUUCCAUGUUGUUUCUUAUGUUUGCUGCACUCAUGCCAACCGUCCUUACAUUUCCUCUUGAGAUGGGAGUGUUUCUUAGAGAGCACCUGAACUACUGGUACAGCCUGAAAGCCUACUAUCUUGCCAAAACAAUGGCUGAUGUUCCUUUUCAGAUCAUGUUUCCUGUAGCUUAUUGCAGCAUCGUGUACUGGAUGACUUCACAGCCGUCUGAUGCACUCCGAUUUGUCCUCUUUGCAGCCUUGGGAACCAUGACAUCCCUGGUGGCACAGUCACUGGGUCUUCUCAUAGGAGCAGCCUCUACAUCUCUCCAGGUAGCCACUUUUGUGGGUCCGGUUACUGCCAUUCCAGUGCUUCUGUUUUCUGGUUUUUUUGUCAGCUUUGAUACCAUCCCAACAUACCUCCAGUGGAUGUCCUACAUUUCCUAUGUCAGAUACGGGUUCGAAGGAGUUAUUCUCUCAAUCUAUGGACUGGAUCGAGAAGAUCUGCAUUGUGAUAAAGAUGAUACUUGCCAUUUUCAAAAAUCAGAGGCCAUUCUGAGAGAACUGGAUGUAGAAAAUGCCAAACUCUACCUGGACUUCAUUGUUCUUGGAAUUUUCUUCUUCUCUCUGCGUCUAAUUGCCUAUUUUGUUCUCAGAUACAAAAUCCGGGCAGAGAGGUAGAGGAAAAACAACCAAAAUGAUGCAGUAGGAAGAUCUUUAGACAUGCAGUAGAGGGCAGUUGACAUUGUCUCACUGUGGCAGGCCCGUCUCCAGUGCCCAGCUAGAUGCUGUUAUGACCUAGCCCAUAGAGAACCACACUGGGAUAGAAGACAUAUAGUGUUACGUCAAUCAGUCCAGUUGGGUUGGGUCAUGUUUUCAUUACACUUUCUAGCUUUAACCAGGAAGAAGAAAUAGAAGGGAAUUUUACAACACAGAAUUUCAAUACUGAGACAGUG